Centruroides sculpturatus (bark scorpion) is the source of this 527-nucleotide messenger RNA. RefSeq names its product protein transport protein Sec24C-like. Bases 96 to 512 code for a protein of 138 amino acids. Gene Ontology annotation, cellular component: endoplasmic reticulum exit site; COPII vesicle coat. Gene Ontology annotation, biological process: COPII-coated vesicle cargo loading; endoplasmic reticulum to Golgi vesicle-mediated transport; intracellular protein transport. Gene Ontology annotation, molecular function: SNARE binding; zinc ion binding. The record is from RefSeq and is a predicted model, not a curated record. The transcript has 4 exons. NCBI's taxonomy places the organism in Eukaryota, Metazoa, Arthropoda, Arachnida, Scorpiones, Buthidae.
UUAGUUAUAAUAUAUAUAAAAUAUUUUAGGUACCACCACCUAUAUCUAAUCCUGGUGAUCUGGGUCCUGUUCGUUGUAAUAGGUGUAAAGCAUAUAUGUGUCCAUUUAUGCAAUUCAUUGAUGGUGGAAGAAGAUUUCAAUGUGUGUUUUGUAAAAGUGCAACUGAAGUACCAGAAGAAUAUUUUGCGUAUUUGGAUCAUAUGGGUGAUAGAACUGAUAAAUAUCAAAGGCCAGAGCUUUGUCUCGGUUCUUAUGAAUUUAUUGCUACAAAGGAUUAUUGCAAGAAUGGCCAAUUUCCUAAUCCUCCAGCCUUUAUAUUCAUGAUAGAUGUUUCUUAUAACAGUAUAAGAAAUGGAAUGGUAAAAUUAUUAUGUGAAAAUAUGAAGAAAAUUUUAAUGAAUUUACCAAGAGAGAAUGGAGUUGAUAAAUCAAAGAUGAAAGUUGGAUUUGUUACUUACAGCAAUGUUGUCCACUUCUAUAAUGUGAAGGUUGGUAAUUAUUUUAUUAUGUGAAAAUAUUAUUAUGUU